UAUUUCCAUCUCGGGCUAUACAUUUUUUUUAAAAAUUUGUAAAUUUUCUUGAAGCUCUCGCAUUUGAGAGAGAACAUCCUGUGAACGAAAACGGUGGCGGAGAUUUAUAUAUUGCACUAUAUUUAACCCAACCUUCAAGUUAGCUGACGAAACUUUUUGCGUUCUUUCUUCACGAAUGCCAUAUCGAAAGAGUAAAGGUACAACUUAAUAGAUCAUGAAAUAAUGUAAACAAAGAUGGCGGAAGAUUUCGCGAAUUUACUCGCACAGGGAAUAGAAAAACGCCUUUUGUAUGCAGGAAAAGGUGAUUCACCGUCGUAUGAAGAUGGAACAAAGCUGUAUUUUCAUUUCCGAACAGAAAUCUGUGAUGAAAAAAACACAGUCCUUGAUGACAGUCAUAAGUACAAUAAACCACUGGAAAUUAUUCUUGGAAAAAAAUUCAAACUGGAAGUUUGGGAAACUUGUUUACGAUCAAUGAGGUUAAAUGAAGUAGCAAGUUUUACUGUGCAAAAAUCACAUACAUCUGUGUAUCCAGUUGUAUCCAAAACACUAAGAGAAUAUUAUGGAGAAAAGAAGACUCACAAUCAUGAUGAAGGAAAACAUUGCUGUGGUAUGAUGAUGGCUGAGCAUGGAGUGGGUUUCGAUGACCUCAAUGACCUUAUGAAGAAUCCAAAACAGCUUAAGUUUACAUUAGAAUUAUUGAAAUUAGAGAAACCAGAAGACUAUGAAAAGGACUCAUGGACAUUAACAGAUGAAGAAAAACUGAAGAAAAUCCCAAUACUGAAGGAACAAGGCAACAAGUUUUUCUCAGAGAAGAAAUAUUCGGAGGCAGCAGAUAAAUAUUUUGAAGCGCUUGGUUUUCUGGAACAUCUGGUGGUGAAGGAGAAGCCAGGUGAUCCAGAAUGGAACAAUCUAGAGGAUAUGAAGGUCCCAUUUUUAUUGAACUAUGCUCAGUGCAAAUUAUUUUUAAAAGACUAUUAUCCAGUGAUUGAGCACACCUCAACUGUACUCAAACGGGACCCAGUUAACGUAAAGGCCAUGUUUCGCAGGGCCAAGGCACACAUUGGAGCCUGGAAUCCCCAAGAGGCUAGAGAAGACUUUAACAAGGUCAUGACCCUUGACCCAUCACUGGCAACAGCUGUCCAAAAAGAAAUGAACAAAUUAGAAGAAUUACAAAAACAAAAGGACAUUGAAGAUAGAAAUAGAUUAAAAGGACUUUUUAGCUGAGAAUAGCAGUGUAAAAGUCUGUAAUAAAUACCACAUUUUAUUAUUUAAAUGUAUAUUAUUUAUUAUUAACUGUCAGGGUACAUUAUAUGUGUUUAGGAACUCUGAAACAUCUUACUGAAGUUGUCAAUUAAGCAUUACAACCAUUACUUGAAACAAUUAUUGGUUGAGUUUUUAUACAAUUAAAAAGAAAAGAACACAUUGGGCUAAAUUUGUUUUCCUUUGGAAUAAAUCUUCUUGUUUUCUGAACAUCACAAAA
Molecule: messenger RNA, 1480 nt
Organism: Ostrea edulis (European flat oyster)
Lineage: Eukaryota; Metazoa; Mollusca; Bivalvia; Ostreida; Ostreidae
Product: AH receptor-interacting protein-like
Exons: 6
Coding region: 235-1224 (329 amino acids)
Molecular function (GO): peptidyl-prolyl cis-trans isomerase activity; protein binding
Source: RefSeq, a predicted model, not a curated record